AUGUUGAGUUUGCUUCUAGAAGCUGGCGCGGACAAGGAUGUUGCAGACCCCGAUGGCCAUACAGCUUUAGCCCUGGCAGCGCAAAAAUGCAAGAUGAGGUUUUUGCAACAACUUCUGGAAGCAGGCGCAGACAAAGAUUUGCAGAACAACCAGGGUGAAACAACGCUGAUGCUUGCUGCUUUCCGUGGGGAGAAAAAGAUUGUGGCCCUGCUGCUGGAGCAUCGGGCCGCGCUGAACUUGCAGAACCGGUCUGGUCGAACAGCCCUCAUCCGAGCAGCAGAAAAGGGCCAACUGGAGAUUGUGCGCGCUUUGCUGGAAGCCAAUGCAGACACGGACAUCUCCUUUUCCGGUGGUACCGCCCUCAUCUGUGCAAGCUUCAAAGGCUUGGGCAAGGUUGUGCAGUGUCUCCUUGCAGUGGGCGCAGACAAGAACUUGAAAAACUCGCGUGGUCAAACGGCGCUUAUCUGCGCAUCCGGUCAUGGCCGAGAGGGCACAGCAAGGCUGCUUCUGGAGUUUGCUGCCGAUUUGAACUGCCGGGACGCGCGUGGAAGCACGGCCCUCCUCUGUGCCGCCCACUUUCAUCUUGAGAUUGUUCGGCUACUUCUGGAGGCCUCCGCCGACAAGAACAUUCAAGACAACAAGGGGCGGACGGCGAUCAUGUGUGCACGCGGCAAUGGCCAGGAGGCAAUCGCAGACUUGCUUCGGAUGAGCGAAGGAAACCAC
Messenger RNA from Symbiodinium pilosum, 723 nucleotides. Lineage: Eukaryota; Dinophyceae; Suessiales; Symbiodiniaceae. The record is from the annotation of a GenBank genome assembly.